GCUCACCUCUAAAACCCUUCCCCGCCCCGUCCACCUCAUGUUCCUCCUUCGAGCCACCACCUCCACCCCGUUUCACUUCCUCCGAUGCCACUUCCACCCGCUCCCCUCGCCUAAAACCCUAGCCACCGCUCUCGCCCCGCCGCCGCCGCCGCCGCCGCUCCUCCGCCCCCGCCCCCGCCUCUACUCCUCCGCCUCCCCUCGCCGCCGCUCCACCGCCGCCACCGCCAAAUCCGUCGACAAGAGGCCGCCCGCGAGCCCGAGGAGGGCGGAGGCGGUCCCGCCGCUGCCCGCGGUCGCCGCGGGGGGAGGACCCAUGUCGUCCUCGGGCGGCGCCGGGGGGAAGCGCUCCGUGGCGGAUGUGCUCAUGGGGAACGCGCGGGACGCCGCCAGGAAGGCCAAGAAGGGGGGGCCCGGGGCGCCGUCCCCCAAGAAGACCAAGGCCGCCACCCAGCCCGACGACGCGACGCCCGAGCCGCCUUCCCCGGCCAAGUCGCCCGCCAAGGCCAACGACGCGCCCGGGGCGAAGAAGAGGUCCCCGUCGCCCACGAGGUCCAAGAAGCCAGCCGCGCCCCUGAAAUCUGAGGCCGACGAGAAGCCCCCUUCGCCAAAGAGGUCCAAAAAGCCAGCCGCGCCCCCGAAAUCUGAGGCCGAGGAGAAGCCCCCAUCGCCAAAGCGGUCCAAAGCCCCAGCGGCCAAAUCCGACCCCAAGCCCUCCGCCCAAGCCCCCGUCCCCCAAUCUGACGGCAAGAGGAGGUCGCCGUCGCCAACCAAGGCGUCCCAAUCCGAGGAUAAGAAGAGGCCCUCCUCACCACCAAAGAAGCCCAAGACCUCAACUGCCACCACCAAGCCCGAGGAAGCGAACACCACCCUCGAGCUCAAGAAGAAAGGCGGCGACUUCGAUCCCGCGGCCGCCGCCUACUGGAAGCCGGGCGAGCCCGUGCCGUUCCUGUUCUUGGCCCGGGCGCUCGAUCUCAUCUCCAACGAGUCGGGCCGGAUUCUCAUUACGGAGAUCCUGUCGAAUGUGUUCCGCACGAUUAUUGCCACGACGCCUCAGGAUCUCCUCGCGACGGUGUACCUCUCGGUUAGCCGGAUUGCGCCGCCCCAUGAAGGGAUCGAGCUUGGGAUCGGGGAUACGUCAAUCAUCCGUGCGCUCUCUGAGGCAUAUGGCCGCAAGGAGGAGCAUGUCAAGAAGAACCUCAAGGAAUUGGGUGAUUUGGGGCUUGUGGCCAAAGCAAGCAGGUCGUCACAGAAGAUGAUGUACAAGCCAAAACCACUGACAAUACCACGCGUGCUUGAUACAUUUCGGACAAUCGCAAAGGAAUCUGGUAAAGAUAGUCAAGAUAAGAAAAGAAAUCAUAUCAAAGGACUCCUUGUUGCUGCAACGGACUGUGAACCUCAAUACAUUAUACGCCUUCUGCAGUCAAAGAUGCGCAUUGGGUUGGCAGAAAAAACUGUCCAAAUGGCUCUCGCGCAAGCUGCUGUAUAUUCUGAAAAAGGGUCUCCACCGAAAGAAGUCCAAUCACCUUUUGAAGAGGCUGCAAAAAUAAUUAAACACGCAUAUUCAGUUCUUCCAAUCUAUGAUAAAAUUGUCCCAACUCUUCUUGAAGCUGGUGUCUGGAAACUUCCGGAAACAUGCAAUUUCUCCAUAGGUGUCCCUGUUGGCCCUAUGUUGGCAAAAGCAACGAAAUCGGUCUCAGAGAUUAUUGACAAGUUUCAAGGUCGUGACUACACUUGUGAGUACAAGUAUGAUGGUGAACGCGCCCAGAUCCAUUGCAUGGAGGAUGGAACAGUGGAGAUUUAUAGUCGGAAUGCUGAACGGAACACUGGGAAGUACCCUGAUGUUGUUGAUGCCGUUUCCAGAUUCCGAAAGCCUACAGUGAAGUCAUUUGUCUUAGACUGUGAAAUUGUUGCUUAUGACCGUGAAAAGAAGAGAAUUUUACCUUUUCAGAUACUUAGCACAAGAGCCCGCAAGGGUGUUACUAUAAAUGACAUCAAAGUUACAGUCUGUACUUUUGGCUUUGAUAUUCUUUACAUCAACGGGAAACCUCUUCUCCAGGAACAACUCAAAGUUCGCCGAGAGCACCUUUACAACUCUUUCGAGGAAGUACCAGGAGUUUUUCAACUGGCCACUGCUAUUACAUCAAAUGACCUCGAGGAGAUACAAAAAUUUCUUGACCUAUCUGUCAACUCCAGUUGUGAAGGGUUGAUUAUCAAGACACUGGAUACAGAUGCUACAUAUGAACCAGCGAAGCGGUCAAACAAUUGGUUGAAAUUGAAGAAAGACUACAUGGAUAGCGUUGGAGACUCUUUAGAUUUGGUUCCAAUUGCUGCCUUUCAUGGAAGAGGAAAACGAACAGGUGUAUAUGGAUCAUUCCUCCUGGCAUGCUAUGACGAUCAGAAUGAAGAAUACCAAACAAUCUGCAAUAUAGGUACUGGGUUUUCUGAGCAACAACUGGAACAAUGUUCUACAAGCCUCCGGGGUAAAGUAAUAAAUAACCCCAAGGCAUACUAUAGGUUCGCUGACACAACUAACCCAGAUGUGUGGUUUGAGCCAUCAGAGGUGUGGGAGGUCAAAGCUGCUGAUUUGAGCAUAAGUCCUGUUCAUCGUGCUGCUAAUGGUAUAGUUGACCCAAAUAAGGGCAUCUCUCUAAGGUUUCCUCGUUUGUUGCGGGUGCGUGAGGAUAAAAACCCAGAACAUGCAACCACGUCUGAGCAAGUUGCGGAUAUGUAUCGUGCUCAAAAAAUAAACCACUCACACAACCAAGACGACGAGGAUGAUGACUGAGACUGACCCCAUUGUCUGUGCGUUAUAUGCGCCAACUUAUUGUGCAGGACAUAGCCAAGAAUGUAUGUCCAGUGAUUUGCUUCGCUGUUGUUCAAACUGACUUCAGCAUUUGUUCACUUAUUGUAACGCUAUGCAACUUUUUCUUCCUUUGUUUUCUGGUUCUCGUGAUGUAUCUGUAAUACACGCUAUCCAGGCGGUGUUUGCAUGUGAAAAAAGUUGACGAGUUUCAGAGUGCAUUGGCACAACCAAAAGAUGUACAUACGCUGAGUUCUGAGUCACUCUUGGUGCUACUCUUCAAUCUGAUAUCCCCCAAUUCAUUAA
Molecule: messenger RNA, 3106 nt
Organism: Lolium perenne
Lineage: Eukaryota; Viridiplantae; Streptophyta; Magnoliopsida; Poales; Poaceae
Source: RefSeq, a predicted model, not a curated record